Mytilus trossulus (common blue mussel) is the source of this 639-nucleotide messenger RNA. Its product is annotated as histidine-rich glycoprotein-like. The coding region runs from base 1 to 639 and encodes 212 amino acids. The transcript is spliced from 2 exons. The record is from RefSeq and is a predicted model, not a curated record. Lineage: Eukaryota; Metazoa; Mollusca; Bivalvia; Mytilida; Mytilidae.
AUGGUUAAAGACUUAUUUUGUACCCUUGAUAUCGUUUGUGAUGCUUCUAACCAUAUCACCGACAGAGUUUAUCGUAGACAUACGUCAAAUAAUCUAUGUGAUGCCGCUCACCAUAUCCCCGACAGAGUCAAUCAUAGACAUACGUCAAAUAAUCUAUGUGAUGCCGCUCACCAUAUCCCCGACAGAGUUUAUCAUAGACAUACGGGAAAUAAAAUAUGUGAUGCCGCUCACCAUAUCCCCGACAGAGUUUAUCAUAGACAUACGGAAAAUAAUAUAUGUGAAGCCGCUUACCAUAUCCCCGACAGAGUUUAUCACAGACAUACGGAAAAUAAUCUAUGUGAUGCCGCUCACCAUAGCCCCGACAGAGUUCAUCAUAGACAUAUAGAAAAUAAUCUAUGUGAUGCCGCUCACCAUAUCCCCGACAGAGUUCAUCAUAGACAUACGGGAAAUAAAAUAUGUGAUGCCACUCACCAUACCCCCGACAGAGUUCAUCAUAGACAUACGGGAAAUAAUCUAUGUGAUGCCGCUCACCAUAUCUCCGACAGAGUUCAUCAUAGACAUACGGGAAAUAAUCUAUGUGAUGCCGCUCGCCAUAUCCCCGACAGAGUUCAUCAUAGACAUACGGGAAAUAAUCUAUGA